Molecule: messenger RNA, 8017 nt
Organism: Alexandromys fortis (reed vole)
Lineage: Eukaryota; Metazoa; Chordata; Mammalia; Rodentia; Cricetidae
Gene: Hcrtr1
Product: hypocretin receptor 1
Exons: 12
Coding region: 554-1804 (416 amino acids)
Biological process (GO): feeding behavior; G protein-coupled receptor signaling pathway
Cellular component (GO): membrane
Molecular function (GO): orexin receptor activity
Source: RefSeq, a predicted model, not a curated record
UCCCAAGCUACCACGGGUGCGGAGCUGGGGCCGCGCAGCCACCGAGCGGACAGCUCGGCCUCGGGAGGGGGCUGCCCCGCCGCGUCCCCUGCCCCUGCCUUCCCCCGCACCAAGGCAAAGUCCCGUCUGCAAGGUCCAGGGCUCACUAAUAAUGAUCCCGGACACUGACUGGGAGGCCGGCUUCUGGGUGAAGUAGUUCCUCGCCUUGGCCUGGGAGGUAGGUAUCUUUAUUACUCCGUUGGAUGGGGAAACUGAGGCUGAAAGAGGGAGGUAAGAUGACUUUCUCCACCAUUCCCAACCCACGACUAAGAUUAGAGAGGAAGAUAAGCAAAGUCCCUAAUGUGCCCUCCUUCCCUCCCCGCUCCCUUCUUUUUUUCUGUUUUCCCUUUCUCGUUCUCCCCCAGCCUUCUCUCCUUCAUGAUGUUUGGGCUGGAACCCCAAAGACUUGGGUACAUAAUCAAGGCCCCUGAAGGGAGUGGGCUGAGGGCUUGUGGGAGUUCCUCUUCUUCCACAGAGCCCAGCACCUUUCUCAGCUGAAGUGGCUCCAGAGCUCAUGGAACCCUCGGCCACUCCCGGGGUCCCACCCGGAGUCCCCACUGGCAGCAGGGAACCCUUCCACCUCCCUCCAGACUACGAGGAUGAGUUCCUCCGCUACCUGUGGCGCGAUUAUCUCUACCCGAAGCAGUAUGAGUGGGUUCUCAUCGCGGCCUACGUGGCUGUGUUCCUCAUAGCCUUGGUGGGCAACACACUGGUCUGCCUAGCUGUGUGGCGGAACCACCACAUGAGGACAGUCACCAACUACUUCAUUGUCAACCUGUCGCUGGCAGAUGUGCUGGUGACUGCCAUCUGCCUGCCUGCCAGUCUGUUAGUGGACAUCACUGAGUCGUGGCUCUUCGGCCAUGCCUUGUGCAAGGUCAUUCCCUACCUACAGGCCGUGUCCGUGUCGGUGGCAGUGCUGACUCUCAGCUUCAUCGCCCUGGACCGUUGGUAUGCCAUCUGCCACCCGUUGAUGUUCAAGAGUACAGCUCGCCGGGCCCGUGGCUCCAUUCUGGGCAUCUGGGCUGUGUCGCUGGCUGUCAUGGUGCCGCAGGCUGCUGUCAUGGAGUGCAGCAGUGUGCUGCCCGAGCUAGCCAACCGCACGCGGCUCUUCUCUGUCUGUGAUGAACACUGGGCAGAUGAACUUUACCCCAAGAUCUACCACAGCUGCUUCUUCAUUGUCACCUACCUGGCCCCGCUGGGCCUCAUGGCCAUGGCCUACUUCCAGAUCUUCCGCAAGCUCUGGGGCCGCCAGAUCCCUGGAACCACAUCAGCCUUGGUGCGGAACUGGAAGCGGCCCUCAGAGCAACUGGAAGCUCAGCACCAGGGACUGUGCACAGAGCCCCAACCCCGGGCCCGAGCCUUCCUGGCUGAGGUGAAGCAGAUGCGAGCUCGGAGGAAGACGGCUAAGAUGCUAAUGGUGGUUCUGCUGGUCUUCGCACUCUGCUAUCUGCCCAUCAGUGUCCUCAAUGUCCUGAAGAGAGUGUUAGGGAUGUUCCGCCAAGCCAGCGACCGGGAAGCUGUCUAUGCCUGCUUUACCUUCUCCCACUGGCUGGUGUAUGCCAACAGUGCCGCCAACCCCAUCAUCUAUAACUUCCUCAGUGGCAAAUUUCGGGAGCAGUUUAAGGCCGCCUUCUCCUGCUGCCUGCCUGGGCUGGGUCCCCGCUCCUCUGCCAGACACAAGUCCAUGUCCUUGCAGAGCCGAUGUUCUGUCUCCAAAGUCUCUGAGCAUGUCGUGCUGACCAGCGUCACCACAGUGCUGUCCUAAGUGGGGCCUGGCCCAGGGCCUCUGGGAGGCACAGCUUGAUCCUUUGCCCGGGAUCUGCCCCAGCGCUCACGAAAAGACGUCUGCUGCUUGGUGUGGACUGCACGCACCACAGGCUGGAUCUCGUUGGCAUUGUGGAGUGCGGCUGUUCAGCAUGGAGGCCAGCAGCCCGAAGCAAUUGUAAUUAAAAGCCUGGCACUGACUGGUCCCUUUCCUUGUCAUUACACAAAGUCUGUGCUGCUCAGAUGACCUGACUGCAGGCCAGGCUGCCUCUGGCAGUGCCCAGCCUCCGAUACCCAGGACUUAGAUCUCUGACACACUUUCUGCUCCCUGCCCGAUGACCUCUGGACUGAAAGACCACUGCAAUCAGCAAGGUGUAAUGGAAGAAUAAUGGACAAUAUAGAGACAGAUGCAUGGAGCAUCCAGCAGAACUCUGCUGGGGCAAGCACUGAAUGGAAAAAGGUUUGGAAUGGAUCUGGAUGGUGUGUGGCAGAGGCACAUGGUGUGGAAUCUGUGGUUCCAGGCUGUGCUUCUGCAGAGGCAGCACGGGGCCAGGACACUGGAACCACAGGCAGGGACCAAAGGGGGUUUGCUGGUAUCAAGCCACCCUCAGCACUCAUUCCUGUUUUCCCCAAACUGGACUGCCUUCACUAUCAACUCCAGAUGGACACUGACUAGUCCAGCAAAACCAUCUUUACAUUCAGCGUAUAUUUUAGAAAGGGAGUUUACCAUACUAAAGUCUAUGAAUAAGUUGUAUUUAUACUGCUUUUGGAAAUGGCUUCUUUUCCCACAUUUGAAACAGAGAGAGCCACAAGGCUGCUGGCAGAAUCUGAGCCUUCAGCUCCUCUGUGCCAAUGCUUUGGUGGGCCUUUAUUGAUCAGCAUAGUAUGAGAAGGAUUAAUUAGCACUACAGUUGAUGGGGUUUUUGCAAUGAGAUUUGCAUUUUUGUGAGCUAAUGAAAGGUAAAGUGGUAGCAGCUUCUUUAUUAUCCGCUUUUCACAGCUUGUUGUGUAGACAACCGAAAGAGUCCAUAAAGGGCUCUGUAGACUUUUGUCUGAUGGUAGAAAAGGACCCCAAGGAAGUAUUAGGAUCAGCAACUUUGGUCCCAGCCCUUGUAGUUGCUGAGGCUAGCAAGCAGCUGAGCCUGGGUUUCAAAGUCUCCUUGUCUGAUUAAUUGAUCAUAAUUAACAUUUAUGAGGGGCUGCUGCCUCUGGUUGUGAGCAGCAAUGGAGGCAUUUGUCCAUCCACUCUGAAGGCCACAUUAGCAGUGGUGAGAACUGCUUUUAUAAGAGCUUGUAUUCAAAAGGUAUCACUUCAUAUGUAUUUUCAGUAACAUUAUUAUUCCGCUAGUAAAAUGGUUUGAACCUCAUUCUCUGUAACACCCUUUGUGAGAUCUUUGUACAUGGCAAAAGGAGCUCUUCUCUGGCAGCGCCAGGUCCCACUUCUCUAAUAAAUGGAAAUGCAGUCACUGGCUCUCCUGCCCGAGAAGCUUCUUUAAGGCCACUUUAUGGAUGGGAACAAUUUAUUUAUUUUGUUUUGUUUUCUCAAGACUCAGAGAACCACCAGCCUCUGCCUCCCAAACACUGGGAGUAAAGGCCUGCACCACCACUGCCUAGCAAGUACAAGGAAGCAACUCCAGCUGGAGUGAUUUGACAAGAGCCAGCCCACAUGACUUCUCCACUUGUCCGGGGUCUUCUGCUGGACUCUACCAAAGGUCUUAGCCCUGCAUUUACUAAACAGCACAGAAAAACGGCAUAGGACAGGAAUGAAGGACACUUCAUUUUCUGGGGGGAGGGGUUCAAGAUAGGGCUUCUCUGUGUAGCCUUGGCUGUUCUAGAACUCAUUCUACAGACCAGGAUGGCUUCAAACUCAGGGAUCCACCUGCCCCUACCUUCCAUGUGCUUGGGAUUAAAGGCGUGAGCCACCAAUGGCUCGUAAGGGACAAUUCUCUACAGAAAUCUUUAGCAGAGUUUUACAAAGAAAGAAGUUACUUUGCUGAGCCAGAACAGUGCUCAAAGCCUCACACAGGUGUUGACCGCUUUCACUAAAAGACUAACACACACACACACACACACACACACACACACACACACACACACACUGUUCUGGGUCAGCGGCAUAGGAGAAUAUAGAAUACAUAACUUAAGAGUAAAGCUCUGCAUUUAGCUUAGCACGGGUUGUAAAAGUUGAUGGAGAAUCCAAGGCCAGUAAGGUUGGUUCCACUGCUGUUCUCUUAAAGGCAGGAUAAACUACAUAGUAGACAGCAGAUCGGGUACAGUCUUCAUGGAUCUCAGGCACAUUAACUUCUGCUGCUAAGUCUGGGAAAAGUUCAGUCUCUCUGAAUGAAAGAGGUAUUUUCAAAAAUGUCCACCACACUAACUGAAUUAAUAGCUCACCCGCACAAAGCCUCAGGUUCCUUAGGUAAGAGCUCCUCACACUGCCUGCUGUAUGAAUGGAAUCAGGCUCAUCACACAAAGCCUUAAGGAUGAGAACUUGAUACACAGUAACUAUUAACGACAGUGCCCCUCUACAGAGGAGGAAACGCGUUCAGAGAGGUCACACAUAAGCUGCGCAUGCAGACUCAAGUCCAGAAGCUGGGUCUCCUGACGACCACGACUAUAGCUACACUCCCUGUCUUGUCCACCUCUGUGCACUACAGCCGGGGGCUCUGGAAGCUCGGGGUGUUCCAUUCCCAUCCCUAUAUGGGUUUGGCAAGCACAGAUCUAACAAACAUAUGUAUUAUUAUUUUAAAUGUAUAUCCAUCUCUCAAAAAAAGUUGCUUUGACUAAAGCUAGAACUGCCAUGUUGGUCUUUGAAAGAUGCAGUGGUAUUCCCCACCAAAAGAAGUCAGAGGGGGAUACUGUGACAGAUCUAUGAGUAAGCAUGGUGUGGUCAGGGAAUGGCGAGAACAUGCUGUGAACCCAGAAAGGAGGACCCUUCACACCCUCCUGACCAAGCACUUCUCCUGCUGUUUUUCAGCUGGUGGGUGAGUUAUCCAUACCUGCCCAGUGUCACCCUCACUCAACAGUAAGUUCUCUAGGGACAGACCCAGAACUUUAGCAUCACCAUCGCCACCCCCACCCACCAUCCCCAAGCCUCCAUAAAUAUGGGAACACAUAAGCACCGCUCCGCACUUAGGGCUUUAUGUGGAGCAAACAGGGAGCACCACAGAAGGCUUUCCAGCGGAGGAGGAAUGUGCUCUGAGCCUUGUCUGGAGAAUUAGCCAGUGCAGAUUUGGAGAUGAGCUAUAGAGCUGGGGCAGGGGGAGGGGGCAGGUGCUGGGCAGGCAGGGCAUGAACCAGACAGCAGCAGGCGCAGGGAUGGGAAGAAUGGGGUGGAUUCUGAAGCAAUUUCAGAGAGAGACUAGACAUGACUUGGCAACUAAUUGGAUUAGGCAAGAGAUGGAGGGGGAGUGAAGAAAGCCAAGUGUUCUGAAUGACUCAGGGUUCUAGCCUGCACACGAUGAAGGAGGCACAGCCAUCAACUAAGGCAGAGCAGGACAGGGAGAAAGCUUGUGUAAGGCAUUGGGCUGGUCCCAGGGUCACUGAGUUGCAAGUUAAGAGCUGAAGUUGAAGAAAUGAGAGCCAGAUCUUUGCCUACAUGUUCUGCUGCCAACCCGGUCCAGACAUUUGCUAACAGCAUUUUAGCCUCAUAAACAGAAAACCGGGGCGGAGGGCAAAAGACAAGAGUUCAGUAGCAUGGUUUCUAGAGCAUCACAGGAAAACUAACUCUAGGUCUUAGCUGAUGGAAACAAGCUAUAUUUGGGAUUUUUCGGGGUUGGGGGACAUAAUUAACAAGGCUCUGUGAGGUGCUUUAAGUUCACUUGGCUGUCACUGGUUCCUUGAUCCUGAGAGCUAAAUGCUCACCCCCAUUUCAGAGAUGAGAAAAUGAAGAUGCCCAGAGUUUAAUAUACUUUAGACCAUGCAGCUAAAAUGGGAAACUGAUUCAAAAUAGGCCCUGCACAUAUGAGUGCCGAGCAAGGGCCUGUGCCAGGAGCUGAGCUGAACACCUGUCAGGUACGACGGCUUCCGCAGUGUACACAGAGGGAGGGAAAGGCCGGAGACGAUCGCUCAGCAUCCGGAGCAGUCUCAGAAAAUCACAUCCUUCUUUCACUGCAGCAUCUAGCCCCCAAUUUGUUCAGUUCAACCUCCAAGUCUCUAUCUGCACUCCUGCAGGUGACAGACAGUGCAGCUCCUCCCAAUUCAGAAAUUCCUGCAUCCUCUCUUAGUCCCAAGGGCUCAUUUUUCUACCUCCUAGCCCAAGCGAGGCUCCAAGGUACCAAAGAGGGUCCAGACUGACUUCUGAUGAGGAAGGGAGGAGAUUGCAUUGCAAAGGCAAGCCUGCUCAGAGCUACCUUUCAAGUGCCUGAUGGAAGAGGCGAGAACCCAAGCUAAGGGGUUAAACAGCCACAGGAAGACAGAAGGAAGGGUCUGGACAAUCACCAGCAGAGCCUUCUAAAAUAUUUAAAGGACAGAAACAGGCAACCAACGAAGAGUGAGCUGAGAACUGUCCCAAGACUUUAAUUACCACCUCCGUGCUGACACUCCAAAAACCUUUCUUUCCAGCGUCAUCUCCCCUGAGCCGCAGACCCACAUACCCAACAGCUUCCUGACCUUCCCUCCCACCUUAUCCAUCUCUUUGUUCCCAUCUCCUAGUGCUUCCUGCCACCCGGUCAUCUAAAUCAAAGCCUUAGUGCCCUCCCGGGUACUUUCCUUCCUCCCGCUGUCACCUCAAUUAAACACCAUGUUCCCUCAACUCUUCCUGCCAACAGCCUGCCACACCAGCCUUUACCAGGUCAUUGUCCUCUUUCGGAGAGAGGAUUUCAAUAACUUUGAAACUGGCCACCUUGCCCCCACCUCUCCAGCUUCAAUGUCUCCUCUCAAGACCCAUAGUUAGAGCUCUGCAGGACAAACGUAACAAGAGAAGACCAGACCCUCAACAAGCCCCUCACCAGCUCCCCUGGUACUGGUUCCUCAGUACUCUUAGGAGGAAACCAGACCCCUCAAAAUGACACACAAGACCCUAUGGGAUCUGGCCCUUCUUACACUUCUGGUCUCGUUUUCUUGCCUCCUGGUUCCUCAUCAUUAAAACCAGACUAAUCUUAAAAUUGCCCCCAAAUAUUGGACUUUCUUCUUCUUUAAUAAAGCUCUCAGAUACUUAUGCUACAAAGCAGCUGCUAAGAGCAAUGUACCAUGGAAGGUACUACCCUACUUCCUUUCUGGUCUUUGUGAAGUUAUUUCCUUAGCUGGAAUAUAAACUUUUUUCUUCCCCUAUCUUACUCCUACCGGUGAUUCCUCCUGCUGAACCCCACUGGGCUGGUCCCCCUGCACUAUCCCAAGGCCUUUUGUCCACUCCCACUUCACACAAUCUACAUAUUUGCAUUCCGCUCCCACUACAGUAUCUACUACAUACCACACUUGACAUUAAUAUUCUCAUUGCGCCCUCACAGUGAGUCUGCCGUAGGUACUGCUAUGACCCCAUUCUAAAUAAUGGGAAACUGAGCUUCAGGUCUUCACAAGCAAUUUCUGUAAGCAAGCGGCAGAGCAGGGAAGUGAAAACCAACUUCUCUGGGCUUGGAGACCAAGCUCUUGAGCACUGAGCUCCAUCAAGCAGGCUCCCCCGCUGAACCAAAGGGCACUUGACUUUUACUACUGCACAGCCCAGGCGACGCCUGAGUACCCUGGGCCAGAGGCAGUGGACAGUUAUAGGCACCGUGCCUGCCAUGGACGGCUGGGAGCCUCCGGAACUAGGCAGUGGGUGGGAGGCAGGAAGCAUUGCCUGAGCUUUUGCCUGACUUCAAACAACCAGCGCUCCUUCCUCAGAACACCUGGGAUGAGGAGGCAGCCAACUGCGAGGUGGGGAUGGAAAGCACCACUGCUGCCUCUAUUCCAGACACUGUCUCCUAGUGGUCCUUUGCAGUACUCUGCCCCGAGCGUGAGCCCAGGCAGUGUGGCAAAGUAACCACACACUGCCAGGUCCUAUGCACCAGUGACGUGCAGGGCUCCCAUGCACUUUGCUGCACCCCAUCCUCCUUACACCCUUUCCACAGGUGCUAGUCCCCGCUUUCUAUGGUAAGGAAAUUAAGGCCCAGAGCCCUUAAAUGGUCUAUCCGAGAGCGUAUAAGACUUAUUAAGUGAGUAGUGUUGGGAUUCUAGCCCGAUUCAGUCUGUCAUUGCUUCUAGAGUGUAUACAAACCACCCCCAGAGCUUACUAAGA